CGUUACUAUCUACGCAACAUUUUUUUCUCCAAGUAGAGAAGCAUGGUCCGAUUGAGAGUAGAUGUAUCUGGUGGUAAGGAGAGAUUUAAGCGGCCAAUCAAUUAUUCUCGUAGAGAAUCGCAUGGUCCAUCACCAUUUCUUGAAAAUGGAGCAUUGGGCAGCCGCAGAGGGCUAACUUUUCUUGGCCCUUGUAACCCACAUCUGACAACCGAGGAUGCGUUGUCUUAUUUGAAGGAAGUUAAGGACACGUUUCAAGGCAGAGAGAAGUAUGAUAUGUUUCUUGAUAUUAUGAAACAUUUUAAGGCUCAAAGAAUUGAUACUGUUACUGUCAUAGCAAGAGUGAAAGACUUGUUCAAAGGGCACCCUAGGUUGAUCACUGGGUUCAACACUUUCUUGCCCGAGGGUUAUACAAUAACUCUCAAUCAAGAAGAUAAGCCUAAAAUUGAAUUUGGAGAAGCUAUCAACUUUGUGAACAAAAUAAAGACACGUUUCCAAAAUGAUGAUCAUGUCUACAGAUACUUCCUAGACAUAUUGAACAUGUAUAGGAAAGAGCAUAAGGGAAUCAAUGAGGUGUACCGAGAGGUUGCCGUACUUUUCAAUGGCCAUCCAGAUUUGCUAGAUGAGUUCACUAGGUUCUUGCCAGAUACUAAGAGGGAAGUAGAUCUAACCAAGCAGCAGCAUCCUGGUAAAAUGAAUUCUUUUGGAGAGUUUGAAGAUGCCCUGAAAUAUUCGUGUAGCAAAGGGUUCAUUUUCUGUGAAAGGGUAAAGGAAAGACUACAAAGUCCAGCUGAUUAUAUGAAAUUCUUAAAAUGUCUCCAUAUUUACAGCACAGAAACGAUUGCAAGGAACAAGUUACAAAGUUUGGUUGCUGAAAUACUUGGAAAAUAUCCUGAUCUUAUGGAGGGUUUCAAUGAAUUUCUGGAUCAUUAUGAUCGAGUUGAUACAUAUACAAAAGGGUUCACUUUCUGUGAAGAGGUAAAGGAAAGACUAGGAAGUCCAGCUGAUUAUCAGACAUUCUUAAAAUGUCUUAGUGAUUACAGCGGAGAAAUAAUUACAAGGGAGCAGUUACAAUCUUUGGUUGCUCAAACACUUGGAAAACAUCCUUGUCUUAUGGAGCGUUUCAAUGUAUUUAUAGAUCGUUAUGAACGAGCUGUUGGAUUUCUUGUAGGUGUAAUGACUAAGUGGAAUGAAUCCAAGUUAGUAAAGGAAGAAGAGAACAAGUGUAAAACUGAGGCUCCUUCAACUUAUCAAGUAAAAGAAGAAACUGAGGCUCCUUCAACUUAUCAAAUAAAACAAGAAAAUGAGGCUCGUCCACAGGGAAUUAAGUUUGAAGAAGCUGCCAGUUUUGUGGAGAAAGUAAAGGAACGUUUCCGAAACGACAACCAUGUGUAUGAAUCAUUCUUAAACAUUUUGAGGAUGUACAACAUGGAGAGCUAUGAUGUCUACCAUAAGGUUGCUAUACUUUUCAAGAAUCAUUCAGAUUUGCUUGGUGAGUUCGCUAAAUUCUUGCCAGAUUCUUCAGCUGAUUUCAAGCUUAGGGAACGUAUUGAUCAGUUAACCAUCCUCUUUAGUUCCUUGUAAUAGUGUGAUUGGUAUGACUAAAGCUUGUGAAGGAGUUCGACUUGAUGGGUUUCUUGGGAAUUUUUCUUCUGUUUCUAAUGACUAGAGAUUCAGUUUUAUUGGCAAUGUAAAAUGUUGGUACUAUAUGGUUUUUUU
Molecule: messenger RNA, 1716 nt
Organism: Solanum tuberosum (potato)
Lineage: Eukaryota; Viridiplantae; Streptophyta; Magnoliopsida; Solanales; Solanaceae
Product: paired amphipathic helix protein Sin3-like 2
Exons: 13
Coding region: 43-1581 (512 amino acids)
Biological process (GO): negative regulation of transcription by RNA polymerase II
Cellular component (GO): chromatin; histone deacetylase complex
Molecular function (GO): transcription corepressor activity
Source: RefSeq, a predicted model, not a curated record